Colossoma macropomum (tambaqui) is the source of this 716-nucleotide messenger RNA. RefSeq names its product LYR motif-containing protein 4B (gene lyrm4b). Gene Ontology annotation, biological process: iron-sulfur cluster assembly. Gene Ontology annotation, cellular component: L-cysteine desulfurase complex; mitochondrion. The coding region runs from base 36 to 314 and encodes 92 amino acids. The transcript is spliced from 3 exons. The record is from RefSeq and is a predicted model, not a curated record. NCBI's taxonomy places the organism in Eukaryota, Metazoa, Chordata, Actinopteri, Characiformes, Serrasalmidae.
CCGCGGCGGCGUGGUUUCAGCGUGUUUACAGGGGGAUGAUGGCGGCGUCCAGCAGCAGAUCUCAGGUGUUGUCGCUGUACCGGAGACUUCUGAAGGAGAGCAGGAACUUCCCCUCCUAUAAUUACAGGAUGUACGCCCUGCGCAGGGUGCGUGACGCAUUCAGGGAGAACCGGAGCGUGGAAGACCCGAAAGCUCUGGAGCAGCUCCUGAAUAAAGCCCGCGACAGCCUGGCCAUCAUCCAGAGACAGGUGUCCAUAGGAAAGAUGUAUGAAACCCAGAGGAUCGUGGUGGAGCCUGAACCAAAGAAUUUCUGACUGGGCGUGGUAGAGGAGCACGGAGUGAUGUGUGGAGAAGAUUUAAAGGUUUGGAGAUUGGCAGAACCCAGCUUGUCAUCUUUACCCCAACUCUUCAACAUGACUAGUGACCAGUGAAGGGGUGCAGGGUUGGUGUUACCGAUGACUCACUUGUAUGGUAUAUAGAUUCUCUGUUCCCAGAUUACCUCCAACACCUCCCCGCUGCCUCUCCCCGAAAUCCACACUGCAAUGUGCUGAAGUGCAGAUAACCGGCGAGUGGAACUAUAGCGUAGCAAACACUGCACAGCCUACCUUCGCAACCCACUGUCCACUGUUACAAUUCUGCCCUUUUAAACUUGUGAAACUGUAGAUAUAUAUGUAUUAUUUGUCUUGUUUCAUUAAAGGUAUGUUAAUUUGACUCAC